Molecule: messenger RNA, 1524 nt
Organism: Nothoprocta perdicaria
Lineage: Eukaryota; Metazoa; Chordata; Aves; Tinamiformes; Tinamidae
Gene: RNF25
Product: ring finger protein 25
Exons: 10
Coding region: 1-1524 (507 amino acids)
Biological process (GO): protein ubiquitination
Cellular component (GO): nucleus
Molecular function (GO): ubiquitin protein ligase activity; protein binding
Source: RefSeq, a predicted model, not a curated record
AUGGCGGCGGCCGGCGAGGAGCCGGAGGCGGCCGAGUGGGCGCUGCCGGCCGAGGUGGAGGUGCUGGAGUCCAUCUACCUGGAGGAGCUGCGGGUGGCGCGCGGCGGCAGCAGGUGCGAGCCCUGGGAGCUGCGCAUCACGCUGCACCCGGCCACGGGCCAGGACGAGGGCCUGCAGUUCGUGCGCUUCACGCUGGUGCUGUCGGUGCCGCCGCAGUACCCCCACGAGGCGCCCGGCAUCGCCAUCCGCAACCCGCGCGGGCUCUCCGACGAGCAGAUCCAGAAGAUUGCGCAGACGCUGGGACGCGUUGCUGAAGCCAGGCUGGGGACAGAGGUGCUCUAUGAACUGAUUGAGAAGGGCAAGGAGAUUCUCACUGACAACAACAUUCCCCAUGGCCAGUGCGUGAUUUGCCUCUACGGAUUCCAGGAGAGAGAAGCCUUCACAAAGACCCAGUGCUACCACUACUUCCACUCCCACUGCCUGGCCCGCUAUGCCCAGCACAUGGAAGAGGAGGUCCUCAUGCAGCAGGAGGAGAGAGACCAGCACCUGGCACCUUCCCCAGAACAGGCAGCCGGAGUGCAGUGCCCCGUGUGCCGGGAACCCCUCGUCCUGGACCUCGGCGCCCUGAAGGCAGCGCCRCCUCCGCAGCAGCCGCUGGAGCCCUACAGGCCGGACGCCAGGACCCUGCAGCACCAAGAGGAACUGCGCUUAAUCUUCAAGAGGCAGCAGGAGAGGGGCGGCAUUAUCGACCCUGAAGCAGAGAGGAACCGGUUCUUCAUCAGCCUGCAGGCGCCUCCCUCUGCUGCUGAGCCGGGUGAAGCAGCCCCUGCUUCCGAGCCGCCGCAAUCUGCAAGUGCUGUGGAUUCAUCUCUGGCACCGCAUCAGCCCGUGGCUCCAGAGCCAGCCGGGCCUCCAGAGGCCAGGGAAGAGGCCAGGCAGCCAGAGAGACCGGCUGUGUCCAGGGAGCCACAGAGCAAGCGAGAGAGGCCCAGAGGCGAGAGGCUGGGGCUCCGGGGCCGGGGCAGGCAGCCGUGCAGCGACGUGCAGGGAGCCGCAGAGGAGCCCUGCCAUCCGCCCCACGGCRCCCGGGGCCACAGGGGCUUCGGCCGCAGAUCCGAGCGGAGGGAAGAGAGGAGCCAAAGAGCUGGUGGGAGGCACAGCCAAGAGUUCCCGAAACCUCCCGGCAGAAACCGGGCUGCAGCCCUGGCUGAAAGGAAGGAGCUGCGCCCUGAAGACCCCUCACCAGUAACCGGGAUGUUGGACUUGAAGGAGGAUUUUCCUGACGUGAGGAGAUGGACCCCGGAGCAGGGGGCUGAGGAGCGGUGCGAUGAGGAGAACCCAGCGCUCGGCCGCAGAGAAGCGCCCGGCUGGCAGGGCCACCCCAGGCCCUGGGAUUGCGGCAGGUGGGAGAGGUCCCGGGUGCAGGAGCGCGGCGCCUACCCCAGGGCACCCAGAGGUCGGGGGGCGCUCAGGCCCGGGGCGCGCCGAGAGGCCCAUGCCCUGGAAAAGGAGAGCGGCUCCUAG